Molecule: messenger RNA, 2074 nt
Organism: Trichophyton rubrum CBS 118892
Lineage: Eukaryota; Fungi; Ascomycota; Eurotiomycetes; Onygenales; Arthrodermataceae
Product: ribulose-phosphate 3-epimerase
Exons: 3
Coding region: 431-1189 (252 amino acids)
Biological process (GO): pentose-phosphate shunt; pentose-phosphate shunt, non-oxidative branch; carbohydrate metabolic process
Cellular component (GO): cytosol
Molecular function (GO): metal ion binding; D-ribulose-phosphate 3-epimerase activity
Source: RefSeq, a predicted model, not a curated record
UAAAUAGCCUUAACAUCCGGUUGGGGUAGGGUAUACAAAAUAGUUAUCCUGUUUAAAACGACUGUUAUAACUGAUAAAUCCUACAAGUAAGGCUCGAAUUGAGUAGGCGCAUGAAUGACUAACUCCUUCCAUGACUAUGCAUCUACCGUUAUUACAGGGGCCAUAGUAUGCGUAACUGUAACUAAGUGCUUUUUUCCUUCCGUCUGAUCUUGUCGAUAGAGAUAUUUACAGGAAAUCGAUUAAUAAUCAAGAAGUCUUGAUCUUUAGCUAUGUCAUGUGACUUUCAUGCUGACUAAUACUCUUUAUCACCCCCACUACCCCACUAUCUCUCAUCUGGGAUCAAAACAUCCAACAAAAACAACCUCAACUUCCGGCUUUCAUCUUCAUUUAACCCAAUACACCUCUAGCCAGCUCAUACGGAUCAUUCACGAUGGGACCACCGGCAAUUAUAGCUCCCUCAAUUCUCUCUGCCGACUUUGGCUCUCUCGGUGCAGCAUGCUCCGGGUUAAUGGACAAUGACAGCGACUGGAUCCACGUUGAUAUCAUGGACGGUCAUUUCGUGCCGAACAUCACCUUCGGACCUCCGGUUGUCUCAAAGAUAAGAACUCAUGUCCAAAGGCCGACCUGCGCAGGCGGAAAGGGAACAUUUGACUGCCAUAUGAUGAUUGCUGAGCCUCAAAAAUGGGUUAAAGAAUUCAAAGACGCCGGGUGUGACCUGUACUGCUUCCAUUACGAGGCGGCUGUCGAGUCCACUGCUGCCAAGGAGCCUUCGGAUAACACGACGACCGAAAAAACAAACCCAAAGGAGCUAAUUCGUUAUAUACAUGAACUAGGCAUGCAGGCAGGCAUUGCCAUUAAACCAGAGACCAGUGUAGAUGUGCUCUGGAAUAUAUUAGAAAACAAAGAAACAAUUGAACGACCAGAUAUGGUACUCGUUAUGACAGUUAACCCAGGCUUCGGCGGCCAAAAGUUCAUGGCUUCCGAGUUACCCAAGGUCCAGGCCUUGAGAGCCAAAUACCCCGACAUGAACAUCGAGGUCGAUGGUGGACUGGGCAUUGGAACCAUAGACCAGGCGGCUGAUGCGGGUGCUAAUGUCAUCGUCGCUGGAUCUGCCGUUUUUGGAGCCCAGAACCCGGCUGAAGUUAUUGCAAAACUUCGAGAGGCGGUUGAAAAACGAAGACGAUCUUAGAGGAUCUUUUGACAUGCUAGCAUGUCUCGCAGGCGAGGUUGCAAAUUUCCCUGGCAUUAUAACCAUGAUUUUUGCAAUGCACCCUACGCCGGUUAGCGUAGAUCAUAUCCCCCACCGUGACGAUUUAUUGAUCCCAGCGUUAUGCAACAAAGAUAUGGCGAUAUCCACAUGGAUAGCUAACUUAUCUGGUCAUCAUUCGCUCUAAACACCGUGUAUAUACCUGCAACACGCCAUAUAUGCAAUUACUUUCUAAUAUCUAUUGCAUAUUAACUGCACAUCACUUGGGGGCCACAAAUUUUAUACAGCAAUUAAAGCCAGGAAAAGCCGCUAUAUACCACAUUUUCAACAUUAUAUGAGUCUAGCUAGUAGGCUACCAUACUCGAUUCGGCAAAUGAUAGAUAGCCUUCUCCGGUUCUCCUGUUGAGGUAGCCUGUUGAACUUUGGGUAACUGGUGCUCAAUGCUUAUGCAGGCAUGGUUUGCUGAACCCUGCACGAUGUUUCAGGAGAUUUAUGCCAUCUUUUUAUGCGCACCCCUAUUUACAUCCGGCAAACAGUCACCAGAUAUAUCGCCCUUAGGGACAUUCAGCCACAUUCGAUUCCCUCGGAUAACUGCAGACGUAAGUCUCCAGACCCUCCAGAAUCAGAAACCUCCACUAUCUGGGCCACUCCUUCAUGCGCUUCUCCGGGCGUCGUCAUGAGGUCUGACGAAGCAAAACCAACUGUCCAUGAGAUGGCGGAGGGUCCACACAAUUUUCAAAGCUUGUUGGUUCUCGUAUCUCUGCCCACGAUCCUCCAUUAAUCAACCUCUUACACGAGAAUCUAGAAACUAACGUUUAGAACAUUCCCGCUAAGGUAUUAUUUGCUAACUUCCCCAGCCUCGUGGCC